GAUUAUGGGAGACGGUCGUCAAGGCAGUCGCCAUCUUGGAUCUACACAAACAUGGUGGCUUACGGCCUGCGCAUCCUCUACAAUAUAUGAAAAACAUUUGAAAAGAGACACACAAAAAUAAGCGAAGAUGACGACUCAAACUCAGACUUUAUAUAAACCUGGUUUUCAGGUUUCUCGAAAACAUGAUUAUCUCUAUGAUAAGGUGCAUACUCUCUCCUCUGAACGUGACCAUGCCAGGGCAACAUUCAAAGCACACACCGACGCCUCCCGUAUUAAGAAAAUGCCACUCUUCCCUGCGAUGUUCAGCGAGCUCUAUCAUUUUCCACGGCUACAGUUGAAACUGGACACUGCAGAUCCAGUGCCAAAGUUCAUUAAUCGCCAGUGGCAAGGGUAUCCUGAUCAGCAGCGAGAAGCUCUUAUCCGUUACUCAACCUUUAACUAUGACCCUACCAUCACAGUGCCACCUAAGCAUUUUGAAGACCCAGAAGUGUCAGGGCGACAAAGAUACCGCUAUUUCAAAAGGCCAAUCAUCCCAUUCCUCCAGCAGAUACCCCCUGAAGUCCUUCUUGCAACAGCCAGGCAAGAUCCUCUGGCUGGGCUGAGCGAAAUGAUUGCCGAGAGACCUCCAACACCUGCCAUCAGAACAAUAUGCACACAGACAGACUAUCGUGAUUCGGAAGCUCAGACUGAUCCCUAUUCACCAGAGUAUGUUGUUCGCCCAGGUUCCGCUCCAGAACUGCUGACCUUGGCAACGCUCUCAUAUGGUCGUGGUCUUCCUGCCGGACUUGCAGAGAUUGAGAUGAUUGAACGGGCCCGUGCCAAACGUGCAUGGGAGGCAACUCUUCCACCUUUAAGUGAUUUGACAAGACUGCCGCUGCGCAAGAAAAUGAUGGAGGAACAGGAAAUGAAAGAAUGGGCUUUAAGAGAACAAGAGAUUGAAAAGCUGCAGGAAGCUCGUCUACAAGUUCUGAAAAGUCUUCUUAUCAAGCGAGAAGAGAAUCACCAGGAGUUGAACAUAAAACGCCUGGACAAAACAUGGAUGAAAAGGCAAAGAAAAAAAGAGGCCAGGAUUAAAAUAAUCAGACAUGAGCACAUCAGGUCAAUCAGAAGACUUACAAAAGUUCGACAGGCUAUUCUAAACAAGUACAAACCUCGUGAUAUUGUCAAGGACUACAGUGAUCCAGGCAGCCAGGCUUAUGCCCCACUAACCCGAUUAGGAGUCUUUUUUGAUCGUGGCUCAGAACAAUAUGUUGUCAAGAACAGAUACCUGUCGACAUUCCAGGGCUUGCAAGAACUGGAGGCUUCGCUGCCGGAGUUUGUUACACAGCCUCGCAUCAAGGCUCCCAAGAGUGAGCCUGUCACUAAACUCGGUUUCGCCAAGCGCAGGUACCGCCAGAUCAAUCAGCUCAGGGAGAUGUACGAGUCCAUCCAGAAUGAGAAAAAUAAGUCCCUGAAUGUAAAGGAACCACUACGGUACUUGCAAGUUGUUGAGAAGCCUAAACCACGGCCUCCAACCCCUUCUGUUGAAAUACCAGAUGAGGAGGAGCAAGAAAAGGAACUAGCAGUCAUCUUCCUGCAACAGGUGAUACGUGGCCGUGCUGUACAGAACAUGAUGUUUGAGGGCAAGGAGAAGAGAAUCGAGUUGAUCCGAGAAUUGCGAACCACACAUGCCCUCCAGCAGCCUGAGCAGGCUCAGAAAUUUAAGGAAAUGCAGGACACACUUGCUUUGCAACGACAGCGCCGCCUACAUGAACACAAAGAAUCCCUGGUAGAUGAGGGACUCAGUAAUAUGGAAGGGGAAAGCCUGGGCAAUAUGCUUGAUUUCCUGAGUAAAGAGCUCAUACGUCUACAAGAGGAGCGGCGUAUUCACGCUUUCUCCAUGUUAGCUGAGCGCCAGCGCCGCCGGCGUGAAGCGGAGGAGAGUGGCAGACGUCAAGUGGAGGAACGGCGCCGCCGCGAGGAAGAUGAAAUUUUCAAGCAGGUGGUGAAGGUGCAUCAGACCAGUGUGGACACCUACCUGGAGGACAUCAUUCUCGGUGCAGUGGAUUCCACAGCUGACGUCCAGGCACGAGCAGAGAUCCAUGCACAAGCUCAGAAAAUCAAUGACGUGGCUUACGAGAUUGAGAGCAGACGAACCCAGCUAGAGUCUGAGGAGAUUGUUGCUGAUUUGGUCCAUUCCUUCCUGCUGCCUGAGGUCCGGAAACAAUCAGUGAGGGAAAAAAUUCAUCAGCAGCAGCGAAAGUUCCUGAUGGCUGCACAUAAAGAGAUCAUUAAAGAUGGAGAGCAGAUUAUCAGCACUUUCCCUACACCUGAACCACUUCGGCCUCUGCCCUCUACAUCAGACGAUGCUCCUCAUGAAAGUGAUACAGUCGAGGAUCCUGUUGAGGAUACAGUCGAAAGAUCUAGUUGAGGAUACAGUCGAUAAUCCAAUUGAGGAUACAGUCGAUGAUCCAGUUGAGGAUACAGUUGAUGAUCCAGUUGUGGAAAGUCAAUGAUCCAGUUGAGGACAAUCAUAAAGCUCAGCUUGAUUGCUCAGCAUUUAACAGUGAUAGUGACUGAUACAGUCAAUGGUCCAGUUAGGGAAUUUUUAUAAUUAAACAAGUUUAAUUUGAGUGCUCAUUAUUUUUUUUUGUAAACAUCUCUUGCAGAGCAAAAGGUAUGCUAUAAAAAACUUGAUGACUGUGCAGGAUACAAAGAUCAAGCAUUUUUCUUAUCAUAACAAACUCUGAAAUUAUAGAUUAUACUCUGUAAAAUAAUUGUACUCUAAAAUAUUUUCUUCCUUUUAUCACACCAUUGCUUUAGGCAUUUUCAAGCUAAUCUGUGAUGAAUCAUAUCUUUACUUGUAACUUAAAUGCUUUCAUUUUGUGUCAGUAGGGUUGAGUAUGGGCGUAUGACUGUGUUCGUUAGUGCAAUUGUCUGUGUUGGUAUUUUUUCCCCCCAGAAUUUACUGUCAAGUAAAAUCACGAAACAGAAGAAUAUAGUGUAGUGUAAUAGUUUCUGUAUAUAUUAUAUAAUUACACAAAAAUUUAUGUGGAAGACUUUGCCAUCAUAAAAGAUAUUAAGUGAUGUGAUAGGCAGAAGACCAAUAACUAAUACAAAGAAAAUGACAUGCUGCUUGGAGAGUUUGUCACAAAGUCACUCCAUCUUAAUAAAGUAAUUUUUCAAGUGAG
This is a messenger RNA of Pomacea canaliculata, 3170 nucleotides long. RefSeq names its product cilia- and flagella-associated protein 91-like. The transcript has 18 exons. Lineage: Eukaryota; Metazoa; Mollusca; Gastropoda; Architaenioglossa; Ampullariidae. The record is from RefSeq and is a predicted model, not a curated record. Bases 128 to 2410 code for a protein of 760 amino acids.